This is a messenger RNA of Mugil cephalus (flathead mullet), 6917 nucleotides long. Its product is annotated as stAR-related lipid transfer protein 13-like. The transcript is spliced from 17 exons. Gene Ontology annotation, molecular function: protein binding; lipid binding; GTPase activator activity. The record is from RefSeq and is a predicted model, not a curated record. The coding region runs from base 606 to 4988 and encodes 1460 amino acids. Lineage: Eukaryota; Metazoa; Chordata; Actinopteri; Mugiliformes; Mugilidae. Gene Ontology annotation, biological process: signal transduction; actin cytoskeleton organization; regulation of Rho protein signal transduction.
AAUGCGUUUGAGAAAAAUGCAUUUGUCAAAAACAAUAAGGAGGCCGGCAUUGUUGGCACUGGCCGCUCGCGCUUGUGAUUGCUUUGGACAUUUAUAUCGGAUUCAUCUCAUUCCACCAAGUAAUUUACACUGCCGUGGCAGGUUUACAGGCAUUGCAAAUACAUCUGUUUCAAGUGUUUUAGAUGUAAUGCCAGGUUUUGAAAUCUUCGGGGCGGGCCUGUGUCUCACUGCUCUAAAUGUUAAAUGUUUACAGACAAAAAUGACUGUCUGGUCUGGUUAUGACUUGAUGAACACCUGAUAACCUGUUCCAGCAGGAUUUUCGUCCUUCUUGAGCACUUUUCUUCAGUCUGUUAGCAAAUCCAGGCGUGGAUCCAGACGCGCGUCACUUUCCAGGGGUACAUUACACACGUGUUUAUUCUUUACGCCGUGCGCGUGUGUGAAAAUGUAAAUUCCCAAAUUUACAUACUCUGUCUCGUUCUUUUUCUCUCCAUCUCUCCUCCAGGUAUCAAAGGCGUCUCGGGCAUUCGGACUCGGAUCCAGUUGUGAACGCAAUCCACGCGUGGCUUCAUUUUAGCAGCUUUGCUGCUGCGUGAAAUAACUUACAGAUGACUACCGGUUGGACAGUAAUGCGUGAAUGCCUGCUAGCUGCGGUGCCCGUUCAAGGCCAAGCUGCUGGUGACCCUUUAGGACGCCGGCAAGGUCAAGUUCCUCUCCUGGCUCGAAGCUCCAGCAGCCGGGUCAUGUCUGAGCCUGCUCCUCUGCUACCCUGCCCUCUGCAUCCUGUGACCAGUCAUGCCAAAAAAUGUAGGGCGUUCAAGAUGGACAACAGCUCCCCCUGUGAGUCAGCUGAGUCUGACUUCAGGCAGAACGGACACUGUGAGCGCAGUUCAGACAUGUCGCCUGGGGCAGGUCAGGACAUGGACGUGACAGACCUGGAUUGCGGAGCGGCUGUUCACAGCGAUGCUCAAAUGGAGGCGCCGAGUGUGAAACACCGUGGAGCCGCAUUACCUCAGCAGCAAGGAGGAAGCUCCACGUUGACCUCCUCCUGUGCUGCUGAGGUUUCCUCUACUUGGUGCGCCAGUCAUCUGCCUGUGUCCGUGAAUGCGUCGGGGGACUGCUCGCUGGAUGUGCUCCGGAUAGUGAAACACAAGCCCAGUGCAAUUGUGUUCUGUGAUUAUGACCCCAUCCCCGACGACCAGGCGACCGCGUUCGAGGCGAGGUCCGACGGCAGAGAGUCCUCGUCGUCCGGCGCCGAGGAGGGAGAGGACAGCUUUCCUGAGACGCUGCAGUACAAGGAAUUCCUGGUCAGUCGGCAGCGUAGAAACGUGAGCAGGAACAGGAAGUGCUUGAGGAGGAGGCAGGAUGUGCAGCUCAAUGGCGUGGCAGCCGAUUGGCAAAGGCCCAGCGACAAGGAUGAACCUGAGCUCACAGGUAGCCAGGAGGAAGAGGAUACGCGGCAGAACAAUGGGAAACAGGCUGCCACGUCUGACUCCAUGACUUUGCUGAUGAAAAAGCUGGAUCACCUCAACGAGGAGAUCCAAGAAGCUACGAGUGCUAAGUCCUCGCACUCAUGUGCGACCGGCCAGGAGCAGCAGAGCACCACGGGUGCCUGUGCUCCGCCCGCGAUCAAGACGACAACCCGAGCCGGUCAGGACCAGGGAACCUGCAGACUCCCAGACAAACCUGAACCCCCGACCAGGCGCCGCUCGCGACCUUUGACCCGCAGCAGACCGCUGACUCGCUCGUCCCUCUCGUCCCCUACGCACCUCCAGGCUCGAAGGGCCAGGGCUGCUUCGAAGAUGACAAGCGGAUCAGCAGAGAUUGAGGCUAAGGAGGCUUGUGAUUGGCUGAGAGCGGCGGGAUUUCCACAGUACGCCCAGCUCUACGAAGAUUCCCAGUUCCCGAUUGAUAUUUCGGCGGUGAAAAGGGACCACGACUUUUUAGACCGGGAUCUGGUGGAGCCUCUGUGCCGGCGUCUUAAUACUCUGAACAAGUGUGCCUCCAUGAAACUGGAUGUCAGCCACCCCAGGAAGAAGGGUGAUGACUCCGAUGAAGAUGACCCGAUGGCCAUCAGUAAAAGGUGGACGUUCGAGUGGAGCAGCCGACGCUGGUCUCGCCUACAAGACUUCCUGUUGGACAGCACCAACGAAAGCAGCCCGACGGGCCAGGGGGAGGGCCUGCGCAGCACAGUGAGCAGCGAGAGCGUGCUGACGGACCUGAGCGAGCAGGAGAUCACUGAGAUCUCCUCGCUCCACAGCGAGGACUCCACCUCCGCCAUGCCGGACUCUAUAUCCAUGGCGUCGCUCUCCGCCUCCUAUCAGCCGCCCAGGGACCUUCCGCACUACAACUCCCUGCCGAUCAAGAGCAGCCGCCACGGGCAAGGAGGGCGGAACAAAGCCAAGGAGUUUCUGCGCAGGAUGGAACUAAUGCGUACCUGGGGGCCGUCGACGAGGCGGAAAAGCUCGAACCGAAGGCCGCCCCUGGUGAUCAGUGGGCCGGUGUUGCAGGGGGAGGAGCCUCAGGCGCUGCAGAUGCUCCAGUGUACUCCUAUCAGCCAAUUAGAGCAAAGCCCCAAGCACAACCACGAAACCGAUGGAGACACUUCCACUGUCUCUCUUGACAAAGACUGUGCAGACCAGUCCUCGGUGAGCGCGAGCCCUAGCAAUGAGACACUCCCAGUGCCCAGCGCGAAGGAGCCAGCAUCCAACAAACCUCGCACUGCCAGCAAGAGGAGCAGCAUGUAUCUGGAGGAUAUGGAGCUGCCUUCUCAGGGUAAGAGGACUGAUGGGCAGAGCCAGUUUGGCAGAAACCAAUUUCAUUCAUAUGAAAACCUCCUCAUUCACAUCCCCAAAGACCAUAAACCAGGCACCUUUCCGAAAGCCCUGUCCAUAGAAAGUCUGGCGCCUUCCCCCACCGACAGGAGCAAUGGCCCCCAUACUCACGUUCAGAAUUGUCUGCCUGACAAUGGCCUCGGUGAACCCUGGUGCGGUAAGCCUUUGUCCAAACCCCCCUGUCCUGGAGCUCCGCGGGGAAGCAGGGUGAGCGUUUACGACAACGUGCCGGGCUCCCACCUGUACGCGAGCACCGGAGACCUGCUGGACUUAGAGAAAGAGGACAACCUGUUUCCGCACCUGGAUGACAUUAUCCAGCACGUCAGCGGCUUGCAGCAAAUAGUGGACCACUGGAGCCGCAGCGUGCUGCCCGAGGGGGAAGCAGGGGAGGAGGGGGGCGAGGAAGGGGAAGGCAGGACCACCCCCAGCGAAGGGGAGAGAGAUGGCGUUUCUUUGAACGACACGGACUCAACAGGGACCAGUCGGGAGAGGCGGGACUCGGGAGUCGGGGCCUCCCUGACAAGACCUCGGCUACGGUGGCCCAGUUUCAGAACGUCCGAUCAUCUCAACCAGCCAGCGUCGUCACUGCUGAUCAGCAGCCAGUCAGCGGGGCAGCUCAGCCUGCUGCAGAAGUUUUCCUUGCUCCGCCUAACUGCCAUCAUGGAGAAGUACUCCAUGUCCAAUAAACAUGGCUGGACAUGGUCUGUGCCCAAGUUUAUGAAGCGCAUGAAGGUGCCAGACUACAAAGAGAAGAGUGUGUUUGGCGUUCCCCUCAUCGUCCAUGUCCAGCGCUGUGGUUUCCCUCUCCCUCUGUGUUUACAACAGGCCCUGAGCCACCUCAGAACACACUGUCUGGACCAGGUGGGGUUGUUCCGCAAGUCCGGCGUGAAGUCUCGCAUUCAAGCGCUGAGGCAGCAGUGCGAGCUGUCCCCCGACUCCGUGAGCUACGAGGACCAGUCGGCGUACGACGUGGCCGACAUGGUCAAACAGUUCUUCAGAGACCUGCCCGAGCCUCUGCUAACAAGCAAGCUGGGGGAAACCUUCCUGCAUAUUUACCAGUAUGUCCCAAAGGAGCAGAGGCUACAGGCGGCCAGAGCGGCCAUUUUGCUGAUGCCCGACGAGAACCGGGAGGUUCUGCAGGCGCUGCUCUACUUCCUGCGUGACGUCACGUCCUUGGUGGAGGAGAACCAGAUGACGCCGAUGAACCUGGCCGUCUGCCUGGGGCCGUCGCUGUUCCACCUCAGCAUACUGAAGAACGAGACGCUGUCGCCCAGGUCAAUCCAGAAGAAGUACACCACGGGUCGUCCGGAUCAGAAAGACCUGAGUGAGAACUUGGCCGCCACUCAGGGCCUGACGCACAUGAUCACAGAGUGCCAGCGUCUCUUUCAGAUCCCGGAGGAAAUGGUGACCCAGUCCCGUAACUCCUACAUGGAGGCUGAGCUGAUGGUGCCCCCUCUGGACGAGCUCUGCAAGGCUCACGAGGAGGAGGCGGACGAGGACGAGGAGGAGGAAGAGGACGAGGACGGGUCGUAUCACGCGCACCUGGAGCGGCUGAUCCAGAACCUGCUGAAAGAGGCCAAAGACAAGAGCAAAGGCUGGGUGUCUCGCUCCGCUGCUGACCACACGGAGCUGGCAUUUAAGAAGGUGGGAGACGGUAACCCUCUAAGGCGGUGGCGAGUUUCUGUCGAGGUGUCGGCGGCUCCCACCGACGUGCUGCAGCGGCUGCUGAGAGAGCGCCCCCUGUGGCAGAGUGAACUGCGGCAGGAGAAGAUUCUGGAGACGCUGGACAAACAGACGGACGUUUAUCAGUACUCCUGCUACAACAUGGUGCCCCAGCCCAGCUGUGAUUAUGUGGUACUAAGAACGUGGCGUACAGAUCUGUGCAAAGGCUCCUGCGCGCUGGUCUGUGUGUCUGUCGAGCAUGACGACAGCCCACGCAUGGGAGCGGUGAGGGGGGUUGUGCUGGAGUCGCAGUACCUCCUGGAGCCUUGCGGGACAGGGAGGACCAGGCUCACACAUAUCUCCAGAGUGGAUCUCAGGGGAAGAUCUCCAGAAUGGUACAACAAGACGUUUGGGCACCUGUGCGCCAACGAAGCCCUGAGGAUACGUUCGUCUUUUAUCCCUUUAGACCAGACGAGCCCCGAGGCCAAGAACUGAACCCCACAUCUCGAGCUCUAUUUUAAUUUAAUUUUUUUUUUGUCACACUACCAGAGCAGCUGUACCUAAGAACCAGUGAGGGUAUUCGUCCAUGCAUUGGACUUCUGUGUCUUUUCACGGUGCCGAGCUCACGUGGAGCUUUACUGUGCCAUACUGCAAUACUGAAUUCACACAUACACACAUGCACAGGAGGAAAGAGGAUUUUUUUUUUUUUUGUCAUUUUGUGUCUGUUAACAACAUAUCAACGCUUAUUUAUGACGGAAAUGAUUAACUCCAAGCCAUUUUCUUGAAUAACAGAGCUAAUAUUAGUUUCAGCCUCCCAGCGUGAGGCAGGUAAUCUCAGCUUUUCUGAAAAGCCAUUGAUGCUUCACUUCACAAUCUGGGAACCUUGAGCAUUACUGGAAUUGUGAAGUUGUGUAGUCGGUAACAAUUUCCAUUAUUUAUUGAUCUGGUUCAUUCUUCCAAAGCACCAUCCUAUUGUCCAACAUCUUACCAAAAACAUGGUCCAAUAAAACACAGGAGAUGGCUGCUGUAGUGGUGAAUAUAUAAUCUUCAAAAAUUUCAUGAGGUAUCCUGAUACCUAUUCUGAUUAAGUAUGUACUUGAAACUUAAGUAUGUAAUUAAGUAUGCACUCUCCAAUUUCAUAAUUAGUAUUCUUUUUUUUUUGAGAAACCUAUCUAAACUCUGUGUCUUUAAAAUGACGUGUAUAAUACGCAUUGAAGCUAAUAUUUCUUUUCUACUUUUGAACACAGCUGAUAAAGCAGGAGACAUCACCCCGAUCAUUUUUUUUUCUUCUUAUCACAGUAAACGUCACACAGACAACACUAUCACAAUAUCUGAAGAUUAAAUCGUGUCCACAUUAUAAACCGAUUAAUUUAUUAACACUUCCAACUGGAGCUCCCUGACUAUCUUUUUUUGCACCUUACGUAAACCUGUUCACUUACUCAUCUACAUUUGUAAUACGUUGUUAUCAUAAUGCGUUCUAUAGAUAUACUGUAAAGAUACAAAAACCUCUGUGCUGUAUGAAACACCAGUACACCACGGCUAAAUGUCAGCACUGUGUUGUGAAAAGUGCACUAGCUUCAGGAAAAACAGGAGGGAUCUGAAUCACAUCAAGGGGAAAAUACUCGGCGGGUCCAUAAAUGUGCUUUGGAUUCAUUGUGUUGAUCUAGUUCUCUGUCACAAUUUUUGUUGUUAAUCUUAUCUAAAAAAAAACGAACAAAAAAAACAAAACAAAAAAAGGAAAUGCCAUUUUAAGGUUAUUAUUCUAUAUAUCUAUAUAUAUGGUAUUGUUUUUUUGCUGUCAUGUUAUACAAUGUCUAAGACAUGUGACCAUUUCACUGCUUCUGGGAAGCAUGUUUGAAAUUCUGCGUGUAUGCGUGUGUGUGCAUGGUUAUGCCCGUGUUUCUGCAGUUUAAAUAGACGUACCGCCUGUAUUAUAAAUAACUGCAACGCUUUCUGUGACGGCAGAUCGAUCUCACAUCAUAGUUUCAGGGUCCUCCUAUCAUAUUGAUAUGCUGAAAUGUGAAACUUUCCACACGCCGCCCUACUUAAAGCAAUAGCAGACUAAAGCUUGCUCUGCCCUGGCACCGCCGCCUUGGCUUUUUUUUUUUUUUUUUUUGGGUCUUGGCUGUAGACAGCGUUGCUAUGGUGUUGCUAUGAAAUAAUAUCUCUACAGUGCCACUGUAAUCCUGCUUGAAAGCUGUUUGCCGGGAAGCAGCAUUUUGUGUGUGUGUGUAAAUAUGUGUGAAUGAGAGAGACAAAGUGACAAACAAAAGAGUGAAUGACUCUGACGCGAGCCUUUGACUGCGUGUGGAGAGGCUCCAAAUUUAGCCGAGUAGCUCAGACCAGGGUGAUUUAUGCUUGGUUAUUUCUGACAGAAAAUAGAACCAUUGUUUCUAAAGAAGAGAAUAAAAAUCUAAAACAAAA